This is a messenger RNA of Morchella sextelata, 1143 nucleotides long. RefSeq lists its product as uncharacterized. The transcript has a single exon. Lineage: Eukaryota; Fungi; Ascomycota; Pezizomycetes; Pezizales; Morchellaceae. The record is from RefSeq and is a predicted model, not a curated record. Bases 1 to 1143 code for a protein of 380 amino acids.
AUGCUACCUAUGUGGGCUAUGUCGCCUUCGCUGUCUGGUACCUCCACUGAGCGCGGUCAAAGCUCCUCCCCCGAACGAAUUACUAGCGAAAGCCCAAAUGGUAGCAGACGAAUUCUUCCCAGAAUCCCGCGGAAGGUUGGAAUAACCCACGACAACGAAAGAAAGUACGCGAUGGAGAUCGAGAUGGAGACCGCUCAAGACGUCCCGACUGAGCUUACCAAUGGGUCUACGAAGCGUCGCCGGAGCGCCUCUAUUGAUACAGUUAUCCUUGGUUCGAAAGUAAAAACCAGCGAUGAAGAGGACAUGCCACAUCACCCGAACAAUAAUAAAGAUUUCCCGGUCAGUUCACACAAAGCUCGUAGAAAAGGUAGCAUGCCCGGUGGACACAGAAAACCGAAUCCCUCUUUCAACUCAAACAAGGUCGGUUUUGAUAAGUUUAAGAAUGGCUCGGCCGAUGGAGAUUUUUAUUACGCAGACCAAUUGGAGUCCCAGACUUCCGAAUUUGUUCAGGGACCAGCGAAUCCCUCGAAGUUUAAAACCGGCUAUGUAUCUGGGCUUCUGGGCAUAAAGGCCAAACCUACUUUCAACCCAAUGCUAUAUCAUGCUUCACUGAAAGAAUGUGAUUCUUCAAAGGUUACCAAAAAGAAUCUCUCCCCUUACUGGUUCCACUGCCCCUCCGUGUCAUCGAAUCUAGAAAAUAUCCCGCGCUUCCAAUCUUCCAGUAUCUACUACUCCUCAAGGGAGGAAUAUGAGACUGUGAAUCGCAUCGACAAAGCCGGAUUGAAUCCUAGGGUUCCGACUCAGUGUGAAGGUUCUGUGGCUUCCCUUACAACGGAGGAGGGUUAUUCGACCGACAGAGGAGUUGAACAUGAGCAUCAGAAGCUCAGGCGCGGUGGCAAUAUCUCCGAGAAAAAUGAGAUGGAUACUGAACUUGCCAAGCACAAAGAAUUGAAUCAGCAGAAAGAGGCUCGUGCCAGAGUCUGGGUCGAGAGUAACUAUGAUAAUGACCCUGCCGAGGAGGAUAAUUAUAAUACAAGGUGCAGUAGGAAACUAGGGAAUGCAAUCCAGGAUUUGCAGAAUGCUGUAAAAAUGCGCGCCGAGAUGGCGAGUCAGAAGGAGCUAGAGUGCCAGUCAAGUAACUAA